AUGACAGAAAAAACGGUAAUACAACGUUCACAUGAAGCUGUUAAAAAAGAAGUUUCAUCAUAUAAUGAAUUAUUUCAAGAUUCAGCAUCUGUCGAUAAACGAAAAGAAGAAUAUAAAACAUUGGUAACGAAUUAUUAUAGUUUAUCAACAGAUUUUUAUGAAUAUGGUUGGGGUCAAAGUUUUCAUUUUGCAAAUCGAUUUCGUGGUGAAACAUUGUCAGAAUCAAUUCAACGACAUGAAUCUUAUUUAGCAUUAAGAAUGAAUCUUAAACCUGGCGAUAAAGUACUUGACAUAGGUUGUGGAGUUGGAGGACCAUUGAGACGUAUUGCAUACUUAAGUGGAGCACACGUCACCGGUGUCACAAUUAGUCCAUAUCAAAUUCAACGCGCUAAAGCUAUCGGUGUGCCCGCUAAUUGUCAGUUUAUUCAAGGUGAUUUUAUGCAAUUACCAUUUGAAGAUAAUACUUUCGAUCAUGUUUAUGUUAUUGAAGCGGCAUGCCAUGCACCAGAGAAGGCUAAAUGUUUUGCUGAAGUUAAUCGAGUACUUAAACCAGGUGGUUCAUUUAUUGGUUAUGAUUGGUGUAUGACUGAUAAAUAUGAUAAACAAAAUUCCGAACAUCUUGAAACAAAACGUUUGAUUGAAGAAGGUGAUGGGUUACCUGAUUUAAAAUCAACAGAUGAAUUAGUUGAUGAUUUAAAAUCAGUUGGUUUUACAAUUGAAGAAAGUCGUAUAAUACCUGAAGGUGAUAUUCCUUGGUAUCAACCAUUUAUAGGUGGUGAUUCAUACUUUUCAUUAGCAAGUUUUCGUACAACUACACUUGGUCGAUGGGUAACACGUAAUAUGGUUUGGGCUAUGGAAAAAUCUAAAUUAGCUGCUGAGGGUACUAUUGGAACACUUGAAAUUCUCGAAAAAGCAGCUGUAGGUUUAACACGCGGUGGUAAAAGUGGCAUCUUCACACCUUAUUUCUUUUUUCUUGCACGUAAAUCUUAA
Adineta steineri is the source of this 990-nucleotide messenger RNA. The record is from the annotation of a GenBank genome assembly. Lineage: Eukaryota; Metazoa; Rotifera; Eurotatoria; Adinetida; Adinetidae.